Messenger RNA from Lolium perenne, 1458 nucleotides. RefSeq lists its product as uncharacterized. Gene Ontology annotation, biological process: carbohydrate metabolic process. Lineage: Eukaryota; Viridiplantae; Streptophyta; Magnoliopsida; Poales; Poaceae. Gene Ontology annotation, cellular component: endomembrane system. The record is from RefSeq and is a predicted model, not a curated record. Gene Ontology annotation, molecular function: oligosaccharide binding; chitin binding.
UGACAGAAACCCACCUCAGCUCGCUGUCCUGACCCCCCGCGACCGCCGGAGAAAUGCCGCCGCGGAGGCGGGAUCGCCGGAGCCGUCGCGACCCCUCGCCGUCGCCCUCCCGCCCAAGCGAGCCACGCGCGUCCUCCUCCACCCCACGCCCCCGCGUCCGCCUCGCCUUCGCCGCGGUUCCCCUGCUUUUCCUCGUCCUCGCCGCGCUUCACUUCACCGGCCGCCUUUCCCGUCCCCAGGCGCCCCGGACGACCCCAAUCUCAGUCUACGAGCGCGGCCUAGUUAAGCGCCAAGUCUCCGCGGACGAGAUCCUCGCCGAGCACGAUAGGGUUUCGGAGAACCGGUCGCUCCGCCACUUCCCCAACCCCGUCCUCGCUUACGUCACUCCCUGGAACUCUAAAGGUUAUGACAUGGCAAAGUUGUUCAGCACUAAGCUUACUCAUGUAUCACCAGUGUGGUAUGACUUAAAGAGUGAUGGGAACAAGCUAGUUUUGGAAGGGCAGCACAAUUAUGAUGCCGGAUGGGUCUCCGAACUUCAAAGUAAUGCAUCUUUGGUAGUGCCAAGAGUUGUCUUGGAAGCAUUCCCUGGUGUUGUACUUCUAAAAAAGAAGCCGAGGGACAAAGCAAUUGACCUUAUAGUGAGUGAAUGCAGGGAUAAGGGAUAUGAUGGUAUUGUGCUGGAAUCCUGGUCAAGAUGGGCUGCUUAUGGUGUGCUAGAUGAUCCAAAGCUACGCAAACUGGCACUUCAAUUUGUUAAGCAACUGGGGGAGGCUUUGCAUUCUAUCAGUUCCCAAUUAAGUACCAGGAACCAUUUGGAACUAAUUUAUGUUAUCCCAGCUCCACGAAUGGAAGGGCUGAACAAUCAAGACUUUGGACCUGAAGAUCUCCUGCAGUUGGUUGACUCUGUGGAUGGUUUUUCUCUUAUGACAUAUGACUUCUCCGGACCACAAAACCCUGGCCCCAGUGCACCUCUGAAGUGGAUACAGUAUUCUUUAACAACACUUCUCCCAGACAAGGGUUCUGCUUCUGAUGGUUAUUCUCACAUGAUAUUCCUUGGAAUUAAUUUUUAUGGGAACGACUUUCUACUUUCCAAAGGUGGUGCUGGUAGUUCUAUUACUGGAAGAGAUUUCAUUCAUUUAAUUGAGAAGUACAAGCCAUCUUUGCAGUGGGAUGACAAAAGUUCAGAGCAUUUUUUUAUAUAUUCGGAUGAAGGUGUGAGACAUGCUGUAUUUUAUCCGACACUGAUGUCCCUUUCUGUACGUUUGGAUGAAGCACAAGAUUGGGGGAUAGGGCUUUCAAUCUGGGAAAUCGGACAAGGUUUGGACUACUUUUUUGAUGUUCUCUAGGAAUAUUUCAUUUAUGAAUAUGAUUGUUAGUUUCUGAACAAUGUCUGUUAAUUACUUGAACAACUACUGUUGAGAAGUACCAAGAUAACUAUGUGGCUAUUUGUUGUAUGCA